CCCGACCAGAGAACCAGAGAAACUCCCACCCCUCGAAGCUCACCAAAGGCCCCUCUCAAUCGCCUCAAUUGCAGCUGUCAAGAUGACCAUCAACCCGACCUUCCUCGCCCAGCGCACCCGCUCCUCUGCCAACCUGGCCGAAGCGAAGCGUCGUGUCAUUCGGUCGUACAGAGAAUGGCUUAGAGCGUCCCCCGAGAUCCAGACCAUGUACUCUCUGGACAUGCCCGUCUCCGCCAUCCGGACGAAGAUCCGCCAGGAGUUCGAGAAGCACCGCUACGUCAGCCAGUUGAAUGUGAUUGAUGUGCUUUUGUACCAGAGCCACGCCGAAUUCCAGGAAACCCUCAACUACUGGAAGCAGCUGUCGCACGUGCUGAAGUACUUCCGGCCGGAGGAGGAUCCCGGUGCUCGUCUCCCCCCCAACUUCAUCUCCGGCUUUUUGGAAGGCCGCAAUUGAUUUAUGGCCCUUUUUCUUCUUCGAGUUAUCCGCAGCAUUGAGAAUUUCUUUUCUUCGAGUUAUGAACGGUCGUGGGCUAGGCCCGUUAAAUGGCCGACCCGGGUGGAGGGUGUGAGUGUGCACUCAUGUAAAUAUGGUAUUGUUGUUAGAUCAGGCAAUGGACUUGUGCAUUACGA
Messenger RNA from Aspergillus homomorphus CBS 101889, 630 nucleotides. RefSeq names its product putative NADH-ubiquinone oxidoreductase B14 subunit. The coding region runs from base 83 to 454 and encodes 123 amino acids. NCBI's taxonomy places the organism in Eukaryota, Fungi, Ascomycota, Eurotiomycetes, Eurotiales, Aspergillaceae. Gene Ontology annotation, biological process: response to oxidative stress. The record is from RefSeq and is a predicted model, not a curated record. The transcript is spliced from 4 exons.